Molecule: messenger RNA, 2331 nt
Organism: Penicillium angulare
Lineage: Eukaryota; Fungi; Ascomycota; Eurotiomycetes; Eurotiales; Aspergillaceae
Exons: 1
Coding region: 1-2331 (776 amino acids)
Source: RefSeq, a predicted model, not a curated record
AUGGCGAUAUGGCCUUUUGGCCGGAGCAAUAAGAAUAAGCGGCAUACCAUUCAAGUCACCCCCGAAGAAGCCGCUACUCUUCACUCCUCCCUCGACCAAGAUCCUGCCCCCGAACCAACCUUGGGCCGCAAACCUUCCCUCCGGCCCGCCAAGCGAAAACAAAACAACGACAACGUCAACGUCAACAACAAUCGCCUGUCGCGUAAUGGGGAUCCCUCAGACCCCAUCCCAAGCCUAGGUCGAUCGUCUUCCCAACGACAACGACCCAUGUCGCUGAUCGACCAUCGUUCCUCGCAAAUGUCGUCCGACCGCGUCGACCCGGAUGGUCCGCAGCGACCGCUCUCGAGAACCGAAUCUUUAAUGAAGGGCAAGAUCCCAAAUGGCCCCAAUAAAUUGCGUCGCAGAUUGAGCAAACGCAAGGCCCACGAGAUCAUGCGCGAACGUGAGAUCCGCAUGCUCUCCUCCACACCGAUCGACAUCCCGCGUCGAAUAGGUCACCCGGGCGAAUACAAUAUGAUGGAUCAACGCCGCCGCGCAAACGGCCGCCGCAUGGAUCGGUAUAAUUCGGAUAUCAGUCUUUCGAUUCGCGAUUCGGCCGCCUCAUCCAUGUCGGACCUAAACGAUCCUUACACUUUUAAGGUCAAUGCGUUUGCGGCUCUGACCCCCCGACCCGUGGUUCGAUACGUCGAAGCGCCUCGUGUUCCCACGGCUCGAAGCAAUAACCCUGCUUCUGGUCGUCCCGAUAAGGACCGUUUACAAACAUUACCCCAGUCGGAGGAAGAUCUAUAUCAUUCAAAGCGCCGGAUGAAUGAAUUGGCCGAUUCACUGGAUGCGAGCACGUUGCGCGAGUUGAUGGAGCGAGAUCGUCGCCGUCGUGAGAAGAAGCAGAUCGACGACCAAGAGAAAUUACGCCGGAAGUUACAGGAACGAGCCGAUGCUCAACAAGCGGAGGAGGAGCGAUUAGCCCAAGAAGCCGUCGCAGCGGCGGCAGCAGAGGCAGAAGCAGCAGCAGCAGCAGCAACGGCCGCGGCGGCCGCGGCGGCACAAGAGAGCGCCAUGGUUACAGAUGAUCAAGAACGGUCUACACACGAAGAGGAGAAGGUGGACUCGCCUGUCGAGGAAGAAGCCCGAGGCGAAUCAAAAGGCAGCGAUGCUAUUGUUGAUGAGUCCAUCGAUGAACGAAGCGUCCGAGUCAUUGGAAACAUCGAUGACAGUUCUAUCCGCGAGCGCAAAUUGGUUGCUCGCCCUAGCUUUGCCCCUUCACAUGAGAUGGGUAUGUCUCGUACCACACUCUCACCAUCCCAUUCCUCUCUCCGACAAGGAAUCAGCAGUCCCACCCAUUCCCAAACAUUUGGCAUGGGCUCGAACUCCGAUCUCUCCGAACGUCGUCUCUCUGACACCAGCGGCCGCCGCGGCGCAAACACAAUCUCAUCUUUGUUCCGACGUGGUUCCUCUCGACUCAAGCGCCGUUACCGUGAACGAUUCCAAGAAUCGAGUCCCGAGGUCUCUAACGCUUCGCACGAGUCCUUCUAUAGAAUCCAAACACAAUCCUCUCCCCCACCUACAGCUACUAUUAUCCCUCCACGAACAUUCAUUCCUACGGGGACAAUCCAACGUUCCCAGUCAAAAUUCACAGAACACUUCGGCGACGAGCCCAUGUCUCCCCCGGACUCUCGCUUACAGUCCCCUGAUAUCCCUGAAGAACCCGCAGAGUCUUCCCAGAUCCACGACGAGGGCACAUUCCUGCAAGGCCCAACUCCCAGCGCAAGCGUGGAUAUUAUCAACCCCCGCCGACGCCACCAUCAGUCUUGGACCGAAAGCAUUGAUGAAUGCGACAACGUCCCGCUUUCUCAGUCUCUCGCAUCCAUUGACUCUGAAGGCUCCUGGAUGUCUGGCCAGUUCUUCCGUCGUAUGAACCAGAAUCCUGGAAGUCCUGUUCGGCCUAAUUUCAGUUCCUUUGGACCUGGUACUACCGAUGCCGCAGCUGAUGUACCGGAUGAAGCGCGCAAUUCGAUCGACUCUCGCGGUCCCAGCAGCAACGUCAUGGGAGAAGCUGAUACAGAGAUGGAGACCGACCUCGCUGGUUCUGAAGCCGGGAAGCCCGCAGAGAUGUGGCAUAGCGAAGUUGGUCGUCGACCUGUUGUCGUUAAUCCCGUUUCUCGUCCCAAGUCUAACCAGGGUGCGCUGAGAGUUAUUCCUUCUUUGUCGCCUAUCUCGGCGGAGGAGGACUACAGCCCUGUUAGUCCUUUGGAAGAGGAAGAUGAAGGAGAAGAAGAGCAUCAUCUUCCUCAGCGAGUUGCCAGUGUCCACGGCAUCAUCGAUCACGUUUAA